AUGAAAAAGCAUUACAGAAAAGUUGAUUUCGAUGUUGUGGCCGCGAAGUACCGUCAGUUUGGAGAUUUUUUCCCUUGCUCGCGUCAAUUCGUAACAAAAUGUCUUCGAGACAUGGAUUUGCACUGUGUGCAAUCGAGAUAUGAUUCUAUACCCGUAUGCCUGGGAAUUGCUUAUUGUCUUGACUGUCCAGUUGCGAGCAUGUCAUCGCAAUACUACGUCAUGUCACGCCCUACCAUUCUACCUGAGGAGCUUCGACCACUUGCUAUAAACGAGUUGAAGAUUGUCGAUCUUAAUACAGAUUUCUACUGUGUGGAUGACGAGGGAGGUAAGGCUGUCCUCAAACUGAAAGUGUUUCAUCCUGAAAUGUCUGCACUGCGGAGAGUGCCAGCAACGUCACGACCUCUUCUUGCGCUUCUAAUGAAUUCGACUCUGCUUCCCAAACUUCCAGCUGCGGUCCAAGUCGAGACGGUGGAAUCAGAGUCGUAUACUUCUGCAAAACUACGAGCGGUGAUUAAGUGGGUCGAGGAAACCAAUCCAAUUCACGUUCUUCGGGCGAUAAUGGAGUCAGUCACUGACCCUAAGUGCAUGGACUAUAUUUCAGGCAACAUAUUGGUGUACCUCAAAGAAUUUUGUCCUGACUUUGCGGAGGCCUCUAACGUCCUUAAGGUAUUUGAUUUGGGACGGCACGUUCCGGCAGUGAAAGCACCGAUGCAGAGUGUUAAGGAAGAGGAGGAGGAACAAAGGCAAAGGUCUUCUUCACCCAUGUUUUUCUUCCAAACGGCAGCUAAAAUGUUGAAGGGCUCUGCGUCACCGGAUCGUCCCGUUGACUUUCUUUAUCGUUGGCCUGCUGCGAUAGCUCAUUUAUACCGUUCUAAUAUGUUGGAAAAAGUAUUUAUUGUCGCACUUUACUGUAAAUUUGGUGUUGUUUUAAGUUAUACUAGCGAGUACCUCGUUGAAUUGCCCUGUGUUUAUGGGCCGAGCAGAAUCCUACGCUAUGCGCACUACUGCCUGAUAAGAGGAGUGGAAGAAGCAAAUGGCCUUGCCUCCAAACUGGUGGGACUACGCCCCCAUGCGAAGGAAAUAUGUUACGAGGGUAACUUUUGUUACAAGACCUACAUGAUGAAGGUGAGGUCCAUGCACUUGCCGCGUAACUGCUCGGUGGACGACUUCAUCCACGCCUUCAUUGGGCUAGAUUGCAGACUAGACGUGCCCGAGUGGAGCGUCGCCUUGGUGCUCUCCUGUGUUUUGUGGCAUCAGCAAAAGGUGGAGCAUCGGAACUGUGAUGUUGCUGAGUGUGCGUUGGUAUUGUCGGUGCUAGUGUUGGCAGUGGCAACGCAUUUUAAUAUGGAGUGUGGUGUGUCGGCUGUGGCGGACCACUACGAUGCCUUGAAAUCGUUGGUUGUGACGAAAAUGGAGGAGAGUGGUGCAUGUGCGAGUCCGGCGGUGGAGAAGGAGUUGAUUCACAGCGUGUUGGAGUUGAUGGUGGUGUAUGACCACUAUGUGUCCCUGUGUCGACUUCUUACUGCACUGCAGGAGGACAGUGGGAUACCCGACUUCUCAUCUGCCGCUUACAAUCGUUAUCCACCAAACUAUGCGGUGUUUCCUUCGCUAGCCUUAGUGGUGCACAUGGCUGCUCAUCUGAGGUGUGAGGAUACGCCGUCUGCUGUGGCCACGCGACUGUGGGUGGUGAAUGCAUUCCUGCGUGCCACCAACGAUGCUAACGAUGUGGCGAGAUUGAAGAACGCUGUGACCGUGUUUUCCACUCUGGUAAAAUUUAUGUCACAGGUGAAGUUGAAUUUGACCGCACCAAAGGUGGUUGUGGCUGAUCCACCGUCUUACUUUUUGCCCACGAAGGAACGGUUGCUGCUAAAGCGUUUUUCUCACCCACGAGGUAAUGCAUUCCCGUUCAGGCCAAGUGGCAAUAACAAGGGUAGACUACCGCAAACGCGCAACGCUUUGACAAUGAAUGGAGGAAGCUACGCCAGCCGAUUGACUGAACGGAUCGAGAGGAUGAGAUUGAAUUCAUAG
Echinococcus granulosus is the source of this 2028-nucleotide messenger RNA. RefSeq lists its product as hypothetical. The record is from RefSeq and is a predicted model, not a curated record. The transcript has a single exon. Bases 1 to 2028 code for a protein of 675 amino acids. Lineage: Eukaryota; Metazoa; Platyhelminthes; Cestoda; Cyclophyllidea; Taeniidae.